Eurytemora carolleeae is the source of this 1722-nucleotide messenger RNA. Its product is annotated as protein msta. NCBI's taxonomy places the organism in Eukaryota, Metazoa, Arthropoda, Copepoda, Calanoida, Temoridae. Gene Ontology annotation, molecular function: protein binding. The record is from RefSeq and is a predicted model, not a curated record. The coding region runs from base 67 to 1614 and encodes 515 amino acids. The transcript has 19 exons.
UAAAUCCAAAAUGCGAUCUGGCUCAUUUCUGAGUGUUAGAAAUGUUCUGCAUUUCCCCAAAGAAAAAUGGAGGCAGCAGAUCUUUAUUUAUCUCGAGAUAUUUCCAACAAACAUCUGAUUGAAAUCAAGAAUACUGAAGACAAGGGAAGAUGUUUGGUGGCUAAAACAGAUAUCGGAGCAGGAGAAAUCAUCUUUAAAGAGCUUAGUCUUGUCUGUUCUCCUUCUCCUAGUUCUCCUCCUACCUGCCUAACCUGCUCUAGUCCUGUGACCGGCAGCUAUCCCUGUCCUAACUGUGGUUGGCCGAUGUGUAAUAAGAAAUGCGCGCUAAAUCCAGUUCACGCCAACCAGGAGUGCGCUCUAUACCGCAAGUGCCAGGAACAGCUUGACAUCUCUACCUGGGAUUUUACUGAAGUCCAGCCCUUGUACGCAAUCAUCCCUGUACUACGCAUUCUCUGCCUACCACCAAAUCUACGCAAAUUACACUCGGCAAUGCAGAAUGAUUUGGCAGAUUGGAGGAAUGAUUCUGAUUUUUGUGAAAGAUUUCAGUCAGCUGUUGAUUAUCUGGCGUCAAAGCUUAAUGUUGGAUUAACUACGGAAGAAAUUUGGAGGAUUUUUGCUGGAUCUGUAACUAACGAUUUCUCACACUCACAUUCACAGGGGAGGGAGUUGGGUUGUGUUUUCCCUCUUGCAGCUUUGAUGAACCAUUCUUGCUGGCCAAACAUCUUCAGAUCAAGUAUGGAAACGGAUAAAGGAGCUGUCAUGACAGUUUCAGCUUCAAGGAAAAUACAAAAGGGUGAGGAGAUAUUUAACAGUUACAUAGAUAUUCUUCAGCCAACAAUUCUACGGUCUAUUCUCCUCAAACAAACAAAACAAUUUCAGUGCAGAUGUGUUCGGUGUGAAGACGACCUUGAUCUAGGAUUAAUUAUGCUUAGAUGUGUUCGCUGUGAAGACGACCUUGAUCUAGGAUUAAAUGGCAACGCUGUCAUCUGUCCGUUCUGUGUCAAGGGAACUUGCUUACCAAGCAGUACAGUACAGUGUAGUACAGUACAAACAUGGGCCUGUACAUCAUGCUCAAAAACAAUCCCAAUAAAAAAGAUGGAAGAAAUGAUUAUUUGGAUUGAUGAAAAAUUGAAAAAAGUUCUCUCAUCCUCUCCCCAAACUAAAAUUUCAAAAUUGGAAAAGUUUAUCACUGAGUACUCAAAGAAACUAGGCGGUCAGAAUAUGGUCAUCAUCCGGGCCAAAUACAACCUUAUCGGAAUGUAUGGGCGGCUCCCUGGUUUUACGCAACAGGAAAUGACAGAAGCAGCCUGGCGGAGAAAAAUUGUACUUUGUGAGGAGAUUUUACAAGUUUUAAAGGUUCUAGAGCCAGGUCUAACUACGAGAAAAGGAAGGAUAAUGUUUGAACUGUAUUUACCCCUAGCAAUGGUUGGGCAGUUAAUCUUAAACAAAGACAAGAGCACAGCUAAGAAAAUGUUACAGAGAAGUUUGGUUACCCUAAAGCUUGUGAUUCAGAUCCUGGGCCGCGAACCUGCUGGAACUUGGGAGUACAGAACAGCAAAUGACAGCCAACAAAACGUUGAACAGUUACAAGAAUUGAUUAACAGUCUCGGAUAAAAUAAAGAACAUUUAAACAUAUUAAACCUUUAAAUGAUAUUCUGGAACGCGAAAGAAAAACCAUUUUCUGGAUAAGGUGGUUUAAUGAAUAAAAUUUGACUUUGCAAA